Messenger RNA from Scutellospora calospora, 285 nucleotides. NCBI's taxonomy places the organism in Eukaryota, Fungi, Glomeromycota, Glomeromycetes, Diversisporales, Gigasporaceae. The record is from the annotation of a GenBank genome assembly.
AUGUUCGCGAAAGCGAAACUGAGAAGUGAAGACAAAUCACGAAGUGGAAUAGAAAGUGAGAUUAAACCUAUAAGUAAUUGUGAAAUAGAUAGUGAAUAUGGUGAAGAUAGUGAAUAUGAUUUUGAUUUUAUCCAACGAAUAGAGCAGGGUGCAUUCGGUAUUGUUUUUAAAGCAGAAUGGAUAAUUCAUAAAUUACCUGUCGUUUUAAAAAUUUUUAAACCAGAAUUGAAUUCAGAUCAAGACAACAUUGAAAAAAUUUUUAAUGAGGAGUUCAUCCAAAUAUAA